Molecule: messenger RNA, 915 nt
Organism: Rangifer tarandus platyrhynchus (Svalbard reindeer)
Lineage: Eukaryota; Metazoa; Chordata; Mammalia; Artiodactyla; Cervidae
Source: the annotation of a GenBank genome assembly
AUGUAUGCAGCUGCCAAGGAAAUGAUCGUAGGCUGCGUGAGCAGGGGCAGGACAGGGUGGGUCCAGGGACGGUACGAGGCUCCAAGGCAGGCAGAGGAAGAACACAGUUUAAAGGAGCGAGGCAGUCCACAUCUGGACCAGGGAGGCGAGUGGGACGGCCCCUCGCUGCUGUGUGCGCUUCGCGUGGAGGCGGCUCGUCUUGCUGCGCAGCCUGGGCUCCAGGGCGCGCGGGCUCCGUGGUCUCAGCAGUGGCGGCCGUGGGCCCUUCAACACGGGCUCGGUGCCCUGCGAGACGUUCCCCAGACACUCACUGUGCUGAUGUCCUCACUCGAGUCCAUCUUGGCCGAGGUUAAUCCUGGCUUUCAAAGUUAUCUUCCACCUCACAUCCUGCCUCAGGAAGGAUGCCUCUUCAUCGUGGCCCCAGAAACGGACUCCAGCAAAGGAAGAGAGCCCACGGGCUUAGCAGGGGGACAGCUGACGACACAUGAGGAGGCACUUGCCAGUCGCGUGCUGUGUGUGCUCAGCCACUGCGGUCGGGUCCGCCUCUUUGCGACGCGAUGGAUGCAGCCAGUUGAUAAGCAAACUGGCAAGCAUCUCCUGAAGCACAUACAGUCUACUUUCACUGGCUCGCAGAGGCCGCAUGGAGAGGCCUCGCACCUGGAGCUUCAGGCCCUUCGGCAGGGUGGCUGUGUGAGGAGCACUUCACUGGACUCCCACCUCAAUCAAGAUGGCGGCGGGGGCUGUGUGGAGAGGCUGCACACGAGACUCGAGUCCAGAGCCUCGCGAGAACUCCGCCCCCUCCCGGCUGCCAGUGAAAGGGCCGCGCACAGCCUGUUGGGAGAGCUCGCGCUCUGGAGCGGGAGCUCGCCCGGUAGUUUCUUUGGCGAAGAUACGACGCUUUCUUUUGCUUCUUAA